Messenger RNA from Impatiens glandulifera, 1541 nucleotides. Its product is annotated as UDP-rhamnose/UDP-galactose transporter 1-like. Gene Ontology annotation, cellular component: Golgi apparatus. Bases 279 to 1310 code for a protein of 343 amino acids. The record is from RefSeq and is a predicted model, not a curated record. The transcript is spliced from 5 exons. Lineage: Eukaryota; Viridiplantae; Streptophyta; Magnoliopsida; Ericales; Balsaminaceae. Gene Ontology annotation, molecular function: antiporter activity; UDP-galactose transmembrane transporter activity.
AGAGAUGAAACCCACUGCCUGUCCAUGCCGGAGAGAGAAAAUACCGCCGUCAAUAACCCAUCCCAUUUCGAUUAACCCCCUUGCCGACGCUCCAAUUUCUCUUCAGAUCUACCCCCAAUUCGCAUAUAAUCACAUGAUCUGAUUCAAUCCAUACCUAUAUCACAACCCAAAUCGGCCGAUCUAAUCUCGUCGGCCGGCACCAAUUAACCCACUUCAAACCCCAUCCAAUCCACUGCCCUCGCCGCCGCCGCCGACGAAGACGAUUAGAUCGGUAAACAAUGGAGGCUGAGAAGAAAUCGUCAUCAGUUUCCAAUGUCGGCGCUUGGGGGAUGAACGUUGUAAGUUCAGUUGGAAUCAUUAUGGCUAAUAAACAACUCAUGUCUCUCAAUGGAUAUGCAUUUGGUUUCGCCACAACUUUAACUGGAUUCCAUUUUCUUGUUACUGCUUUGGUUGGAGCUGCAUCAAACGCUAGCGGAUAUUCAGCUUCAAAGCAUGUUCCUACAUGGGAGCUUCUUUGGUUCUCAAUUGUUGCUAAUAUGUCCAUUACAGGAAUGAACUUAAGUCUCAUGUUGAAUUCUGUUGGCUUUUAUCAAAUUUCAAAGCUCAGCAUGAUUCCAGUUGUCUGUAUAUUGGAAUGGAUUCUUCAUAGCAAGCAUUACACGAGAGAAGUUAAAAUCGCGGUUAUUGUUGUAGUUAUAGGUGUGGGAGUUUGUACUGUAACCGAUGUUAAAGUUAAUGCCAAAGGUUUCAUUUGUGCUUCUGUUGCGGUUCUAUCAACCUCCCUGCAGCAAAUUUCUAUAGGUUCUUUGCAGAAGAAAUACUCAAUUGGGUCAUUUGAAUUGUUGAGUAAGACCGCUCCAUUUCAAGCUGCUUCUCUUCUAGCCCUUGGCCCGUUCAUAGACUACCUUCUUAGCGGGAAUUCAAUAAUGAUGUACAAAUGGUCUUCUGGUGCAAUUGCAUUCAUACUCCUUUCGUGCACAUUGGCGGUUUUCUGCAACAUAAGUCAAUAUCUGUGUAUUGGGCGAUUCUCGGCUGUUUCAUUCCAGGUUUUAGGACAUAUGAAGACAGUUUGUGUACUGACAUUGGGAUGGUUGUUGUUUGAUUCGGAAUUGACAUUCAAGAACAUAAUGGGAAUGAUGAUAGCAAUUUUGGGCAUGUUAAUAUAUAGUUGGGCAGUGGAAGUUGAAAAACAAUCCAAGGUUACUUCAAUGGUGAAAACCAGCUUAACAGAAGACGAGAUUAGGUUAUUGAAGGAUGGAGUUGAGAAUGUUCCGAUUAAGGACCUAGAACUUGCUGCGUCGAAAGGGUAAAUUUGGGAUUUUUAAACGUUUUUAUUUGUUGAUUUGGAGAAGAUUUAUAGCGUGUUUAUCGCCCUUUUUGAGGGAUGUUUAGGCUUUUAUUAUUUAUAUUCAAGUAUUUUUCGACGAAAAAAAUGAAAUAGAGAUGUUGGAUGAAAUAUGGACAUGGUUACAUUAUUGGGUGUAUAAUUCUAUGCUCUGGUUUAUUUAGGUUUCAAUUUAUGUUAAAAGACAUUUCAUGUU